Branchiostoma belcheri (Belcher's lancelet) is the source of this 4860-nucleotide messenger RNA. RefSeq lists its product as uncharacterized. Gene Ontology annotation, molecular function: protein binding. The record is from RefSeq and is a predicted model, not a curated record. Lineage: Eukaryota; Metazoa; Chordata; Leptocardii; Amphioxiformes; Branchiostomatidae. The transcript has 19 exons. Bases 1 to 4860 code for a protein of 1619 amino acids.
AUGAAUCGCACUGGAAGACCAAAAUCAGCAAAAGCACGACCACGGACGGCAGCAACAAAAGGAGGUUGGACAGAGUCGUACCUAAGGGCCCAAAUCACGGAGAAAGAACUUAAUCUUUCGAACAAGUCUCUGACUGAAAUACCACCAGCCGUCUUCCGUAUCGAGGAGGUUGAAAUCCUGGACGUGUCAGACAAUCCUCUGGGUUCUAUACCGGCUGGCAUCGCAACUCUUUCGAAUCUUAAGGAGAUGAGAGUGGCCGGUUGCCCCAUCACAGAAAUCAGCGGUUCUGUUCAAGAGUGCAAAUAUCUGAGCAAAAUCGACUUUUCAAGGAAUCCGCUGAUUGCCACAGUAACUCUCCCAGCAACAUUGAAGCGGCUGAGAUACCUUGAAUACGUUGCUUUGCGCAGUUGCAGCCUCAAGUCUCUCCCCAACAAUCUAACUCACCUGGAAACAGUUCAAACCAUUGAUCUGUCCAAAAAUGCGCUGUCUACCCUCCCAGAUGAUAUGUUCGGUCUGAAGCAACUGAAAGUCCUGAUCCUCACCGAUAACGCCUUUGAAAGCAUUCCGGAUUCCAUCAUGUCUCUCGGGCGUCUUGAGUGCUUAGAGAUGAAACGCAACAAACUCAACAACCGACGGGGAGACUUGUGGUUAAGCGUUCCUCCGAAGCUGAAGAUCUUGGAUGUGGAGGACAACUGCUCCUUGGUCUUGUUGCCAGACGGAUUUGAGCAGCUUAAAUAUGUUGAGGAACUGAAUAUCAGCUACUGUGGCAUCGAGACACUCCCGGACUCCCUUGGACGGGUAUCAUCAUUAAAGACAAUCCACCUCGCCGGUAACAAACUGCGCACGCUUCCUGACAGCUUCGGACGCCUGCGCAAUCUGGAGACCCUUGAUUUGGAAGGAAAUCGCCGUCUGACCAGUUUGCCGCCUUCACUGCACCGCUUGAGGGAACUAAGAGACAGGCAAAUUGGCAAAAAUACGGGUCUCGUCCUUAGCAACACUCCGGCACUACAGGUUCCAGACCACAAAAUUGUCAGAGAAGGUGUAGUCUCCGUACGUACCGACCUGUUGGCAGAGGAAUGCUACAACCAGGUUACAGUCACCAUAGCAACGGAGGUAAUCGACGACACAAUCAUCGACAAUCUGUCAGACGACAUUGUCACCAUCGUUGAAGGGGGGUUACCUGCUGACCUGAUGAUAUACAUGAUAGAUGUUGCAAUCGAAGAAGAAGAAUGCGCCUUCGAUUCCAUCCUUCUGGAGCUUGUGAGGGAAAUCAGCAACGAAACCGUCGACGAAGAAAAUGCUAUCUUAAAUACAAUAGCACGCCCCGUGAUGGAAGAACUUAUGGAGGAAAUCGUCAUGGCAACAGCAAAGUCAAUCGCCUUGGAAGAGGAGGAAGAGUGGCGCCUGGGGCAAACUGUUCCAGAAGAAUACGACAAGCCGUUCAGUUAUGAGAUAUCAACAGUAAAAAGCGCAGUGCAGUCCUUGGACCUUCCUGCUGGCUGCAAGUUGAGUAUUCCUCCCGGAGCUACAGAUGAAGAUACAUCCGUCAUCUCAAUGGUUUUAAACCCGCACGGGUACGACGGAACGCUCCAGCUGGAAGACAACCAGCUUCUAGUCAGCGACAUCAUCGAGAUGAGGCCAUCGGGGAUGACGUUCUACGAGCCCGUACAGCUGAAGAUUCCACAUUCUUUUCCCAAGUUUGACUGCGAAAGGGAGUACAUCGUGAUGACAUCAGAGGAUAACGGGAGGACAUGGGUGGCUUUGAAAACACUGAGCGACCAAGAACAAGGACAGAGGUUUGUUACGGUAGAGGUAACACACUUCUCUUCGUUCGCUGUGGUGGCGAGGCCAUUGGAGCACUGUCACAGAGUCACAAAGGGGGAAGCGUCAACGCUGACGUCAUCAGAACAGACGGGAAUCAAACUGAUCCUUCUCGAGGACAGCAUCCCAGAAGAGAAAGACAUCUCGUUUAACGUCACGCCAGUCGACGGAGACACCCUUGCACGCGCAGGGCUAGAUGAUCCCCAAAUCAUGGGAGGAAUCGACGGCAUGAGCCACAUCGUCAACUUUGUCAAAGGCAGCAACCUGCUGUUGAACCGCCCCGCUACUAUCAUGCUGCCGCUGUCGCCUGGUGCAGAAGACGGCCAAGUCCGCGUUCUCAGCUGUAACGAUAGAGGGCAAUGGGAAGAUAUCACCAGUCAGGUGGAGGAUGUCGUGCUGCAGGAGACAAAGGUGGCUUUCAAGACAGACCGGCUCAGUUCUGGGUUUGUUGUGCUUCGCUGCGGCGACGGCUCGGAUGCGACUGGAGUUGUCAACCUCGUCACUAAAAACGUUCGCGCCCGACACGUCAGAACUGUCAUCUUCAAGAAGUGGAUCGAACCUCGAGAGUUGGGGAAGAUGACCGCCCGGAUGGAGUGUGUGCUGGAAGAAUCCGUUCAAGACCGCAUCUGUCGCACCAUCAACGAGGAGAAAUACGAGCUACAGGAAGGUACACCUACUCCUCCAGUGUCCAUGGUGGAAAACGAGACGUUCUGCGCACUUUUCCACGGGAACAUCCAUCCUGACGUGGAGAUGGUGAACGACAUGUACGGCGUCAACUUCACGUUCUACUGUGAGAGAACGCGCAGGCUUGAGUUCGACGUGAAGGUAGAAGAUAUGGGGAGGGAUGCCUUCUCAUUGGUCGAGCUGUACCCCGGCCCAAGGGAGAUGAUUCGUCCUUUUCGUCCUGGAGAGAUAGCUCGACCUGCAGAACCUCUCACUUUUGCAGAAAUAUCUGUACCUACGGGGCCAAACUGUGACUACUGGUUGGCGUGCCAGCGGUUCAAGAACACUUUAGGAAUUGAAGAUACCUACUUUUCUCCUGACCACGACAAGUGUUUCUGUGAGACAUGUCACCGAGACCGGGGGGAGCCGGACUUUUAUCUGCGAGGAAACCCGGAGAAGAAGUACGCGGUACCAGUUGGUUGGGCCAGAUUUGGUCUCAGCAUAAAUCCAUCCUUCAGGGAUGCGGACCUCAACGUGUUUACCAACUGGCACCGUGCGUACCACGGGACAAAGCAAGAUGUGGUGACGAGAAUUCUACAAGGGAGCUCAAUGCUUCUCAUGCCAGGAGACGUACCGCUAGGUGGCGGUAUGUUAAGAGUGAGACCGGGCCACAUCACUCCUGAUGUCUCCCCACGCGGGUUCGACACCGUACAAGUGUUCGUGUCGCCGAGCAUCGUGUACUCUGGGCUGGAUGCAUACGCUAGUCCCCAGAGCUAUGAGAUCGGACCGGAGACGGUGGGUGCCAGGAGGAGGGGCGAAACAAUCGACCCACUCUUCAGUAACCAUGAGCUGGAAUGGUCCACUAGGGAAAGAGGAGGCCAUGUUACACCAGUUGACAGUGCAGCCAUGAAUCGUGCUGGACUGACAGAUGCAGGCCGUAUGAGCGGAAUGGACAGUAUGAGUCACAUUGUCAGGAUCGUCAAAGGCAGCAAUCUGCUGUUGAACCGCCCUGCCACCAUUUGGCUACCCCUGUCACCCGGAAAGGAGGACAGCAAAGUUCGUGUUCUGAGUUGCAAUAAGAAAGGGAACUGGGAAGAUGUCACCGACAAAGUAGAUGAUGUCGUCCUGAAGGAGUCAAAGGUGGCUUUCAAGACGUUCACGCUCAGUUCUGGGUACACAGUGAUUUGCUGCGACGAUAGCUCCGAUGCCUCUGGGAUGGUCAACCUUGUGGCCAAUAGCGUUCGUGCCAGACACGUCAGGACGGUCAUCUUUAAGAAGUGGAUGGAACCUAGAGAGAGGGGCAUCAUGAAGGCCCGGAUGGAGGCGGUACUCGAGGAGUCCGUUGACGAUCGAAUUACCUGCGCCAAAGUGGACAAGUACGAGUUGCAGGAGGGAACGCCAACCCCUUCAGUGUCCAUGCUGGAAAACGAGACAUUCUGCGCACUAUUCAACGGGAAUCUCCUUCCCGAUGUUACCAUGGUCAACAACCAAUAUGGGCAGAACUUCAAGUUCUACUGCGACAGGACGAACAGGUUGGAGUUCAACUUAAAACUAGUGGGCAAGAGCAGAGUUGUCCGUUCAAGGGUUCACAUAUUCCCGGGGCCGAAAGAGCUGUAUCAUCCGUGUGAGCGCGGCGAAACUGCUGCAACGCCACUUGCGACGGCGGAAAUAACUGCACCGACUGGUAACAUCUGUGAUUACUGGUUGGCCUGUAGGCGCUUCAAGAAAACACUGGAAAUAGAAGAUAGUUAUUUCAACCCUGAUGAAGACAGAUGCUUCUGUGAGAAAUGUCACAAAGAUCGUGAAGAAAAUGACACGUACUUCCGGGGCAGACCAAAGAAGAGGUACGCGCUCCCUGUUGGCUGGUGCAGAUUUGGUCUCAGCUUGCAGCCAACCUUUCGGGAUCAAGAGUUGAAUGUGUUCGGCACCUGGCACCGUGCGUACCACGGGACAAAGCAAGAUGUGGUGAAAUUGAUUCUGAAAAACAGUUCCAUGCUUCUCAUGCCCGGAGACGUUGCGAUGGGUGGUCAUCAGUUAGGAGAGAGACCAGGUCAUUUCAAUGCUGACAAGAAACCGGAAGGUUUUGACACUGCGCAAGUGUUUGUGUCACCAAGCAUCGUGUAUGCUGGUUUAGAUCAGUAUGCUACUGCUAAAAGGUUCAGAGACGAGCAUGACGGUAAGAUGUACAAAGCCCGUGUGGCCUUCCAGCUGUGUAUCCGGCCGGGCAGCUACAAGGUCGGACCGGAAACGGUGGGUGCUAGGAAAAGGGGCGAAACUAUUGACCCACUAUUCAGUAACAACGAGCUGGAAUGGUCCACUGUGGAAAGAGGAGGGCAUGCACUCUACGGACUACUUGUCAAGUUGGAGGAACAGUAG